Frankliniella occidentalis (western flower thrips) is the source of this 887-nucleotide messenger RNA. RefSeq lists its product as uncharacterized. The transcript is spliced from 14 exons. Bases 6 to 635 code for a protein of 209 amino acids. The record is from RefSeq and is a predicted model, not a curated record. NCBI's taxonomy places the organism in Eukaryota, Metazoa, Arthropoda, Insecta, Thysanoptera, Thripidae.
UUCCCAUGCAGGAUCAGAGCAAUUUCACCGGUCAACCCAAUGUGACUAAUAGUCUGGACAUCGGGAAGUCUUCGGCAUCAACAAAAAUCCUCACCCCAGCGCAACUAAGGAGAAAAAAGUGGAAGAACAAGAAAAGCAGCGCCAAAAAACGGCUGAAGGAGUUAGCGAAGCGGCAGCAGACAAAUAAUCAGAGUAAUGACACCGGCAAAGCAUAUGUGACUAACAGUUUAGAUAUGGAGAUGAAAAUGUCUUCUGCAGCAACUGCAACUGGAACCCCAGAAGCACACGGUCAGAGCAAUUUUACCGGUCAACCCAAUGUGACGAACAGUCUGGACAACGGGAAGUCUUCUGCACCAACAAAAACCCUAACCCCAGCGCAACUAAGGCGAAAAAAGUUGAAUAACAAAAGAAGCAGCGUCAGAAAGCGGCUGAAGGAGUUGGCGAAGCGGCAGCAGACAAAUGAUCAGAGUAAUGAUAUCGGCGCACCAAAUGUGACUAACAACUUAGACAUGGAGAUGCCUUCUUUAGCAACUGCAGUUGCAACUGGAACCUCAGAAGCACAAGACCUGUGCAAGGACACUGGUGAACCAAAUUUGACUGACAGCUUAAACAUAAAGAUGCCGUCUUCUGCAUGAACUAAAAUUCAACACCAAGGCAACUAAGGCGGAAAAUCUUUCAGAAAGAGAGAAACCGCGCCAAGAGGAUGCUGAAGAACUUGGUUAGGCAGCAGAUGACAAAUGCCGUAAAAUUGACUAGAGAUAAAAGGAAAAUGGAAGGAAAAACGCACUGAAGAGUAGGAAUACGUCGGCGGGUCGCGUGGCGGCAGGAAUAAACAAAUAAGACUUUUGUUUUUGGUUACUGGGAAUUUAUUAAACUAAUUAAACCAA